This is a messenger RNA of Babesia bovis T2Bo, 1339 nucleotides long. RefSeq lists its product as uncharacterized. The record is from RefSeq and is a predicted model, not a curated record. The transcript is spliced from 2 exons. NCBI's taxonomy places the organism in Eukaryota, Apicomplexa, Aconoidasida, Piroplasmida, Babesiidae. Gene Ontology annotation, molecular function: nucleic acid binding. Bases 18 to 1292 code for a protein of 424 amino acids.
CCUUUAUUACUGUAAAAAUGACAUUUACCGAAGAUGAUGAAGAUCAAAUUAUGUUCGAUCUCUACGAUGGCUUGGAUACAUUCGAACAGCCUAAACCAGCAGAUAACACAGAAAAGAAGGAGGUUCCAGAUACCCCUGAACCUAUAGAAAUACCACAACCAAGCGAAACAGUCACUGAGGUACCUGAAACUACAAUAGAUCGAUUCAGCGAUGCGGAACCCUUGGAAGAAGAAAGCCCAUGUGAAGAUGAUGGGCUUGUAUUCCUGGUUGAGGAUGAUGAUGAAACUGAUAUCAACCCAGCACGGGUAGCCACUUCACAUCGCAUAAUACCGAAACGGAAAACUGGAGGCUGGGUGAGCAAAUAUCGUAAAAAAGAACGCGUUAUAUACGUUGGUGCACCAAAUUCAGAUGCAAAUGCCAUGGCAUCGAUUGAGCCUAAUAAGGAAUCGUUUUGCUUGGUUACCGGAAUACCAUAUUGGAUGGACCUUAAUGAACUUAAUCGUAUUGCCGAGGAUACAGGGGGUGUAGUUGCAUUCUCCAGAAUACUAAGCGAUCCUAGCAACGGACUUUCAGUUGGUGUAGCGAUUAUAGAAUUUGUUGAUAAAAGUGGAAAGGAUAAAUUUAAAACCAAUAAAAACCAAUACAACUCCACGCAGUUAACCGAUGAUAUCUUCAACGAUAUCAAGGAGUCACCACUCUACAGAGACGGUAUAUUUAAAAGAGGACUCUUAGAACGCAUAAUGGCGCAUUUGGGUAUUCCAUUACGAAAUACAAAACCCAGGUCUGAAACAUCAGAUCUAUACCACGAUAUAGAAUAUGAAGUGCAGCAGCGUGAUAUGAUCCAAAAUGGCGAUUUCGACUUCUCGACGAAAACGUUUCCAUGGUUAAAUUUAAAUCUGGUCAAAUUCAUUGGAAGGGAUCAAAGAAAAGAUGUACCUGAAAAUGAAUCUAUAUACAAUAUCGCAAACCACUUGGAAGCUUACAAAGCAAAGCAAGUGUAUAUACAAAAUAGAUAUAAUACGAUGAUGCAGCAUUAUAUGCAAAUGAUGCCAAAAAUGGUGACACCACAAGAAGCUAAACCGAGUAUGAAACCACAAGUCAAACGUCCAGUGGAUAAGGAAUUGGACACCAAUAUCAAUAGACAUAGUGAGAGGAAACAUAAACGAUUGGCACCGAUAAAGGAAAAGGAAGAUAAAAGAAGAUCAUCACCUGGACGUGAUCGAAAGAAACACGCCAGUAAGCUACCAUCACGACGUGACUCUAGAUCGAGAGAUGAUCGUCGUCGUAGGUAGUAUAUAUAUACAGUGGGUGUAUAAUGUUUUAGUACAUGUAGAUGCGU